UAAAAUGUAAAUAAGUUUGAGUUUUAUUGUGAAACUAUGAGUGCAGUGUUAAGAACGCAUGUGUUGUAUAAUUAAAAAAUUAUAAUUAUAAACUGAUUCUAAAAUGUUACUUAUCAAAUAUAAAAAAUCUGGAAGAACGUGAACAAUGGACUUGAAUAGAAGCUUUAGUUUAUGCAGUAUAAUGGAAAAUGUAAGAUGCAAAGAACUGAAGGUCGGUGGUAGAUGGCAGCGAAGGACGGUAGCCCGCUGAAGCAAUAUGGCAGCGGGCGCGCGUGCGCGAGGUGGAGGACCUCUCGCGCGUUUACUGGUGCUGGCUGUUCUACAAGUCAAUUUUAUAGCUCUAGGUCUGGAACCGGAUUUCCUGUAUCCCCUGGAGAACGUGACGAUAGCGCAGGGGAGGGACGCAACCUUCACCUGCGUGGUCAAUAACCUGGGUGGUUAUAGGGUGAGUGGCGACUCCGCCACCGCCAGGGUUGCAUGGAUCAAAGCGGAUACAAAGGCGAUUCUGGCAAUACACGAACAUGUGAUCACGAACAACGCACGUCUGAGUGUAACACACAACGACUACAACACGUGGACGUUGAUCAUCCGCGGUGUGAAGAGAGAGGACAGAGGACAAUACAUGUGCCAAGUAAAUACAGACCCUAUGAAAAUGCAGACAGCAUUUUUAGAAGUGGUAAUUCCACCAGACAUCAUUUAUGAAGAGACGUCUGGAGAUAUGAUGGUGCCAGAAGGGGGGUCAGCUAAGCUUGUGUGCAAAGCACGCGGAUAUCCACCCCCUAAAAUAGUCUGGAGGCGUGAAGAUGGUGGAGAUUUAAUAUCCAGAGGUGGACCUCAAGGCAAAACCAAAGUGAUGUCACUCGAGGGUGAGAUAGUAAAUCUGACUAAGGUGACGAGGUCAGAAAUGGGAGCUUAUUUAUGCAUCGCAGCCAACGGCGUCCCGCCCUCAGUCAGCAAGAGAAUUAUGCUACACGUACACUUCCACCCUCUGGUCCAAGUGCCGAAUCAGCUGGUAGGCGCGCCAACCGGCACCGAUGUCACUUUGCAGUGCCACGUGGAAGCUUCGCCUAAAGCCAUAAAUUACUGGACGAGAGAGAAUGGUGAAAUGAUAAUAUCAAACGACAAGUACCACAUGAGUGAGAUCAACAGUUCUGCGUACAGCGUGCAAAUGCGGCUUGUGAUAAGGAACAUACAGGGCACGGAUCUCGGUGGAUACAAGUGCAUCUCGAAGAACUCUAUUGGAGAUGCUGAGGGAAAUAUUAGAUUGUAUGAAAUGGAGUUACCCUACAGCAAGAACCGACCAGACGAUGAUCGCGAUUCAGAUCUUGAAGAGACGAAUGACGUCCGAUCCAGUCUUCAAGGAUCACUCCGAGAGGGCGGGCGUGCGGAGGACGCAGGCUUCCUUGGAGGAGGAGGGCCGCCCUCCGCCGCCGCGACCCGGACCACGCCGUACGCAAUCUUUUUAAUAUCAGCCUUAGUCUACGCCAUGGGCUAAACUUUCUCCUUAGUAGGGUAACCACGAAAAAUUUAAACGGAUAACGUACAACGUACAGGUAGCGACGAAUUAGAAUUAUUGUAAUAAAUACAGGUUAUAUAAAUUUACAUCGAUCCUGAAGAUCGUUUUGAUUUACCAAAUAUAACACCACAAAAUUUCAAUGACACUAUCCGGGAAAAAGAGAAAACAUGGCAAGACUACCAAGAAAUCACAUGUAAGAGUACCUCGCGGUAUAUCACGAAUCUAUUGUUCUUCCAAGUUUUAAACAUGAUUUUCUCAUUACCGCGUCUUCCCACUCUAUACGGUUGAAUAUGAAAUCGCCUUUGUAAAUUGUUAUUUAUAUUUGUCCGAUUUCAUAUUUAAUGUGAGCAAACUUGUUAGGAUUUAAUUGUAUAACAUAUUGAAAACAAGGACCAGAUAGUUGGAGAUUACCUCACAGAUGUACGUCAGUGUUGCUAUGUUUUAUAUGAACUUACAGUGACAAUUAAACUGUGGAUAUGUGAUGUGACCGUGUAUAGUGAUCCCAGCUAAAUAAUAAUCGUUGUAUAUGCUUAGAUAUGUCACCGGAUAAUUAUAAAUACCGUUGGAUUUUAAUGAACCUAGCGAGAUUAUGAACAGCCAAAAAACUUAUAACGGAACGUUCAAUUUAACGAGUAUUUUAGAUACUUAAUUAAUAUAUUUUUUUUGUUAAUAAUCUUGAUUGACUUAAUUGCUACAAACGUAUAUAUUUAUUUUCAUAGUUCACAACUAUUUCAUAAUAAAACUAACAUAUAUAUAACAAGCAAAAACAAUAUUUAGGAAGUUUACACUCUCGCUAGAUUUAUUAUAAGUCACCUGUAUUUAUACUCCCCGGAAACAGAUACAUGUGAUAUUGUCAAGCGAUAAUAACAAUUAAAUCACCCCAUGUAAAAUAUAUAAAAAAAGUAUACCACUUAGCUCCUCAAUAUACUUACUACUUCGCCGUCAUAAUAUAUCGACUUUAUACUAAUUCAUGUUUAAAGAAUAUGUAAUUUGAUAUUUUAUCUUAAUUUAGCCGUUCUAAUAGAUUUAUUUGAAAUUUUAAAUUGAGUGUAUCGAAG
This is a messenger RNA of Vanessa atalanta (red admiral), 2574 nucleotides long. It is a transcript of the gene DIP-beta, whose product is annotated as lachesin-like. The coding region runs from base 257 to 1495 and encodes 412 amino acids. The transcript has 9 exons. NCBI's taxonomy places the organism in Eukaryota, Metazoa, Arthropoda, Insecta, Lepidoptera, Nymphalidae. Gene Ontology annotation, cellular component: neuron projection. The record is from RefSeq and is a predicted model, not a curated record.